AACCUUCAAUCCCGUCUUGUUUGUGUCUGUGCUAUCACAUUCAUUCAGUUCAGUCGGCUUCGGAUGUUCGGAUACUAGUGAUGUUCGCAACUCAAUGUGCUUUCCACGAUGUCAGAAGACGUCGAAGUAAAACCGAGGAAGUGUAUUCUGGAUAAAAACGAGUGUGUGUCCCUAUUGGACAUUUUAAUAUCGUUCAACGCGCCUAUCAGUGAGGAACACGCAUGGGCGUUGUGUUUUCAGUGUGCCAAGUGUUUUAAAAAUACGUUUUCUAGUGAUAGAACAAGGUUCAGGGUUGUUGAGGAUUUAGACCAAGUGCUAAUUCACAGGGAUGGACAUGUGCACCAUACCACGGUGCUACCGGGCUCUGGACCCCCGUCGAAUGAAGGGACAUCGAGGAAUGGACCCCUGUCAGAACAAAAGGUUAUCAUUUCGUUGGGCUGCGUGGUAUUUCGCGCACUCGACUUCGGAUUGGACGAAGAGGAGGAAAGGCACCUGCACCCCGACCUGGAGGCACUCAUUGCCAACAUGUCCACAUCCAGUGGUGUGGACAGGGUGGGAGGAGGCAGCACAACAGAGACUGACGACGAGGGCAUUGAGAGGGAUGCCUGUGAGGGGGAAGGUGACUACGACCACCACUCUUCCCCCUCCUCACUUCACCAUUUCUCGCUUGAUGACGUUUUAAAGAUUUGUAGCGCACACGUAGGCGAAUCGGGACCUGGGCAGGCGGACAACCACUACCGGGCGGUGUGCCGGGCGCUGGUCGCAGAAGCCCUCGAGCUGUCCACCUUUCUCGAGAAGGUGUCACAGGGCACAAAAGAUCUGCGCGACAAGGCAGACUCCUGUGUCUCCGCCGAUCUCGACAAUCUCAACUUCUCUGAUUGGUCAAACCUUAGGCUUUGGAGAUCUUUACAAGCUCGAUUAUGGGUGCAGGUGAUCAGAGAGCUGAGACACGGUGUGCAGCUGAAGAAGGUGUGCUACAGCCGCCGGCCCAUCGAGUACGAAUUGACGCCCUACGAGAUCCUCAUGGACGACAUUCGCUCGCGCCGCUACAAGCUCAACAAGGUGAUGGUCGACGGCAACAUCCCGCACCGCGUCAAGAAGGACGCUCACGCCAUCAUACUCGAGUUCAUCCGCUCGAGGCCGCCGCUCAAAAAGGCCUCGGAAAGGAAAUUGGGCCCGAAAGUGUGCCAGGUCGCAUCUCCCAGGGAACUGUUGCUCGAGUCCAUCAAGCAGGGCCAAGUCAAACUCAGGCCGGCUUCCAUACUCAAGAGGUCUGAGUUCAGGGCAUCUCUCAAAAAAGUGGUGCCUGUAGGGAAUGCGGACGAUUCACCAGACCCCCUUUCCCCUCCCCAGAAAAACACACGACGUCUCAUCAAAGUCGACUUCUCGGCUCUACAGACGGACGACGAAGACGAUGAUGAUGAAGACGACGAAGACGUGGACUGUGGAGGCGGCGGAGGCGGCGGUGACAGGAAGCAGUCGCAGGGGGGCGGCAAACGCCACCCCUGGCACAGGACAGGUACCUCCACCACCCUCACCCACGACGAGUAUCAUCGCUACUGCGACACGGCCCUCGAGUCGUACGACUUGGCGACCCAAUGUCCGAGCAGGCGCGCAUCAAUGCGGCGCCACACGAUUGUGGUGUGUGAGCCAGCGGCCAAGAGUGGCAGUCUGUCUGUGCCGCAGUCGCGACCGGCCUCCCGCCAGACCGCAUCCACACCCAGUGACGACUCACUCGGCUGCACUCUGCCCGAGAUGUCCUGGUCGAGGAGUUCGCUCCAGGACGACCUCCUGCAGUCUAAACAAUGGCAGGAGGAAUGCUUAGCUUUAACGCUUGAAGAGAUAGUGCACAUCCGCAGUGUGUUAACUAAAGCUGAGCUUGAAAGUUUACCAGUUGAAGGACAUGUCAAGGAGGAUGCAGAAAAGCGAAAGGUUUGCUUCCUGUGUAUGAAAACGAGGUUCAGCAUAUUUGGUCCUUGGGGCCAAAUUUGUAAGCUGUGCAAACGGACAGUGUGCAGUAAGUGCUACUCCAAGAUGAGGAUUCCGACUGAGCACUUUGCCCACGUACCAGUGGUGGCUCUGAGCCCGAGCCUCAUCUCACCCGACGAGGACAACUUCCCCAAGUCGCUGAUGUCGAAGCUGAUGGUCCCCGAACUGUCACGAAGUGGCGUCGGCAGUGCCCCCGCCUCCCCUAAGCACAGUCGCUCGACGCCCCCCUCCCAGAUGUCCACCAGCCUCAUCUCCGACAUCGGACCGCAGUCGCUGCCUCCGCCCAGUCCGGCCUACACGCCCACUGGAAUCAGAGGAAAAUUCAUCAGAUCGAAAACAUUGGGAAGGCCUACCGAUAAAGCUGAGAAAAUGAAAGGUUUGCAGAUGAUUGUGUGCCACGACUGUAAAACCAUGGUUAUCCAGAUAAUAAAAUCAUCUCGCACAACUCGGAACAAUGCUAUUCGCAAUCUAACACUCGACUUAUCGCCUGUCUAUUCAACUGCCUAAUUAGAACCUUCACCUUUUCUUAUUAAUUUCAUAUUACUCUAUUUUCAACAAUGUAAUAAGAACGUGACAAAUAGGUGAUACUCUAUCUCUCUCUGUUCCCAAGUUUUAUGUUUGAAUGCAAUGUAAUUUAUUUAUUUUUAUCCAAUAAUCAAAAAUUGAUUAGUACAGUAGAGACUGAAAUGUUUUGAAUGUUGGCUUGUAUACAUCCUGUAAUGCCAAGAUGCACUAGAUUUAAUUGUUUAUCGAAGUUGAUUAUUUAUUUUUCCAUUGUAAUGUUUAUUCAGGGUUCAAAGUAGAAUGUUCCCUGCUGUUGUAACUUAUAAGUUAGUCGAGAGCGUACUAUUGAAUAAUACAAUCACGAAUGAUAUUAACUAUUUUUGUUACCGUUAAUUCUAGAAACAUAAGAAAAUCAUACUUUAUUUUAGAAUUAUUUACAAUGUUUGAACAUUUCUCUGGUGGUAUGAUGUGUGCGGUAUAGUGUAUUUGUUAACAAUAUAAAUAUUAUGCAUAAUUCGCUUCCUGGUGAGAAUCUGUGAUUUCAUGAUGGAUUAUUACAAGAUUGAAUUGUACUCGAAUAAUGUAUUGUAUUCAACAAAUUUUAAUGAAUGUACCUUGAACGAUAAUAAGAAUAAUCAUUGAAUAGAAUAAUAGAUGAAUCUAUAAAGUUGGAUCUUCAUGAAUAUUUAUAGCAUUAGAAAAUAUAUGAAAAAACCAUGUAUUUAGUAUAGUAAGGAAACAAAUAAUUAUAUAUUUUUUAUCAACUUGAAGUUUGAAUAGUUGAAAAAUAUAUUGUAGUGAAUAUUUUUUUUGUGAAAAUCUAUUGAUUAUAGAAAUUUUAUUAUUCGAGGUAUCUUUAUCAAGCAUCUCAUUCUUUUAAAAAAAGAAGAAUAACUUUUUUUCAAUUAUGUUAAGAUAAUGUGUUUUUGUUUUCAUUUUCUUUAAUGUGAUAGGCCUGAUAUUUAUUUGAGAAUCAAUUACUGUUGUUGUAGUAAUAGAGUGAUUGAUAAUAAAUUGAUGGAAUUUAGUAAAUUCAUUCUUGAAUUUCAAAAUUGAUCUGCUCAUCUCUGAUUGAGAAUCAUGCAGUAAUUAUUUCACUACUGAUUGAUGAUAAUCAUUGGACUGCAUGAACGUUGCUUUCUUUCCAUCUAUUAUUUUAUGCAUAGAGACCUGAAGCAGAAUGCUUGAACAGUGUGGAAUUCACUAUAAAUAAAGUUUAAAAUUUCUGAUCAUGCAGGUAUUUGUCAAGGAGACUGCUCUUGGAUUAUCGUCUAUUGAAAUCAAUGUAAAAUACAGUAUAUUUCAUAUCGAUUUACUUCUACCAAGUCCAUGUAAAAUUUCUGUUCCCAUUAAACAUGAUCCCUUGGAAGUUAUCAGUUAAUUUAAAAUUCUCUCCAAUAUCAACUCCUAAAUUCUAGCUUUUCCACUACAAAUUAUUUUUUUCAUGACACUAAGAGAUUGAUUUAUCAAUAAGCAGUUAACAAAGUCCAUAAUAUCAUCAAUGAGAUGAGUCAGACAUCCAUUUUUUAAGAAGUGUUUUUUGAGCUUUAUUUGUUAAUAUUAGGCUACAAUCAAAUCAACAUCAUUUCCAACUUCUUUUGUACGUGUCCGGUGAUGUUAUUAAUUAUUAUAUUUUUCAAUAAACCUGUACCAAAUAUGUUAUUUCCAAAUAAGAAAUCACCUCCUUGAGGUAAAUCGUGAAUGCCAUAAAAAAGUAAUCCUUUUUUAGUUUUUGGUUGCUGUAUUUAAACUAAAUUCGAAAAUACAGAACAAUGAUUUCCAUUUAUUCACUUUGUUUUAAGCAGAACCGAAAACCCAUCACCAUGAAAUAUUUGGCCUCCAAAAUUUACUAUUAGGCUACUUUGAAUGAUAUGACUAGGCUUUAUAGACCAUUUCAUUUUCUCGGUGAUGAAUUUGCUUCAAUUCUUAAAAGAGAACAUAUUAUAUCCAUAAUAGACCACUUGAAACUAAUAUUGUAAGAAUAAUAUUUUUGAUGUUUCUACUCUGUUUUUUGUGUCACUUGAAUCACUAUUAAUCUAACAUGUUUUCUUAUUUAGUAAGUGCCAAGUCUUGUUUACUCAUCUUUUUUGAACAUUUUCCUUUUUUAUAUUCGUGAAUUUUCAUUAAAACAAUUUGUGAAUCAUAUAAUAUUAAGUAAUCAAAAUGGAUGAAGUUGACUAGGGGUAUUAUUGUAAAUAAUUAUCAGGUAGAAUAAUGCUAGCUUAAGUUAUUUCAAUCUGUAAAUAUGAGUAGAGGAAAAUGUAUAUUAUGUUUUGAAUGGAGAGUAAAAGUCAACUGUGAAUACA
Nilaparvata lugens (brown planthopper) is the source of this 4799-nucleotide messenger RNA. It is a transcript of the gene spir, whose product is annotated as protein spire. The record is from RefSeq and is a predicted model, not a curated record. Gene Ontology annotation, molecular function: actin binding. Gene Ontology annotation, cellular component: cell cortex; cytoplasmic vesicle membrane. Lineage: Eukaryota; Metazoa; Arthropoda; Insecta; Hemiptera; Delphacidae. Gene Ontology annotation, biological process: establishment of meiotic spindle localization; cleavage furrow formation; polar body extrusion after meiotic divisions. The transcript has 15 exons. The coding region runs from base 109 to 2496 and encodes 795 amino acids.